This is a messenger RNA of Nelumbo nucifera (sacred lotus), 2802 nucleotides long. Its product is annotated as glutamate receptor 2.8-like. Gene Ontology annotation, biological process: G protein-coupled receptor signaling pathway. The record is from RefSeq and is a predicted model, not a curated record. Gene Ontology annotation, cellular component: membrane. Lineage: Eukaryota; Viridiplantae; Streptophyta; Magnoliopsida; Proteales; Nelumbonaceae. Gene Ontology annotation, molecular function: G protein-coupled receptor activity; ligand-gated monoatomic ion channel activity.
AUGGUGAGCAUGAGACAUCUUCUUCUCUUUGGUUUCUUCUCUUUGUCACUCUGCUUUGCCACGGGUGCUCACAAUAGAAGCUUCAGUGCAAAUGUCUCGGUUCAUGUUGGAGUGGUUCUUGAUUUGAAUUCACAAGUUGGAAAGAUGGCGCAGAGCUGCAUUUCCAUGGCAGUCUCUGAUUUUUAUGCCAAGAAUUCUCAUUAUAAAACAAGGAUGGUCCUUCACACCAGAGAUUCGAAGAACGACGUUAUAACUGCCGCAUCUUCUGUCCUGGACUUGAAGAAAGAUGUAGAAGUACAAGCAAUUAUUGGACCUCAAACAUCAUCUCAAGCAAAGUUUGUUGCAUACUUCGGUCAGAGAUUUCAAUUGCCCAUUGUUUCUUUCUCCGCGACAAGCCCUUCUAUCUCUCCAGAAAAAACUGCUUAUUUUAUACGUACAGCCCAAGAUGACUCUGUCCAGGUUAAAGCCAUAUCAGCUAUUAUCCAAGCCUGUGGAUGGAAGGCAGUGGUCCUCAUUUAUGAAGAUACUGAAUAUGGGAGUGGGAUCAUCCCUUAUUUUGUUGAUGCCUUCCAGGAGAUUGAUACUAAAAUUUCAUAUAGGAGUGUCAUUUCUUCAUGUGGCAAUGACAGUCAAAUUCUCAUGGAGCUCAGUAAAUUAAUGAACAUGCCAACUAGGGUAUUUAUAGUGCAUAUGAGAGCUUCAUUAGGAUCCCUCUUCUUUACCUGGGCCAAAGAAGUAGGAAUGAUAAAUGAAGGUUAUGCAUGGAUUGUCACAGAUGGAUUAUCCAGCUUAUUGGAUCCAAUAGAUUCAGAUGCCAUUGAUUCAAUGGAAGGUGUGUUGGGUGUAAGACCUUAUGUACCCAUAUCAAAAGAGCUCAAAGAUUUCAAGUUUAGAUGGAAAAGUAAAUUGAAUAUAGAGAACCCAAGUAAUCAAAUAACAGAGCUUAGCCUUUUUGGGAUAUGGGCCUAUGAUACUGUUCAGGCACUAGCUAUGGCAAUAGAGAGAGUGGGGGCUAUGCAUCCUUGGUACUUCAAGCAUUAUGAAAACCUUACUGAACUUGCAAAAUUUGAUGCAACUGUAAUGGGUCCAAAACUUCUCAAAAUGAUUCAAGCUACUGGAUUUAGAGGUUUGAGUGGUGAAUUCAAUCUAGUGAAUGGACAAUUGCGGGCUUCAGUCUUUGAAAUAUUCAAUGUGAUAGGCAAAGGAGAGAGAUUGGUUGGAUACUGGAAUCCAGCUAGUGGAAUUUCACGUGAACUAAAUGUAACUAGUAAAAGAAUGUAUUCAAAUUCCAUGGAUGCUUUGCGAACAAUCAUUUGGCCAGGUGACUCCGCAACAAUUCCAAGAGGUUGGGUAAUUCCAACAAAUGGAAACAAACUGAGGGUUGGAGUUCCAAUGACAAGCGGUUUUACUGAAUUUGUCAAAGUAGACCUUGACCCUUCUACCAAUAGGACAACUGUCUCAGGGUUUUCCAUAGAUGUGUUUAUUGCUGUUAUGGAGGCAUUACCAUUUGCAGUCCCUUAUGUUUUUAUUCCAUUCAUGAAGACUAAUGGAAAAAGUGCAGGGAGUUACGAUGAACUCCUCUAUCAAAUCCGUCUGCAGGAAUUUGAUGCUGUGGUGGGAGAUGUAACAAUCAUAGCGAAUCGAUCAUUGUAUGUGGAUUUUACAUUGCCUUAUACUGAAUCAGGAGUAGCUGUGGUAGUACCAAUCAAAGAUGAUCAUAGGAAGAAUGCUUGGAUAUUUUUCAAGCCUUUGACUUGGGAUCUGUGGCUGACGAUUUGGCUAGCCUUCAUCUUUACUGGCAUUGUAGUUUGGGUACUUGAACACCGAAUAAACACAGAGUUCAGGGGCCCACCUGGACAGCAACUUGGAAUGAUAUUCUGGUUCUCCUUCUCAACACUCGUCUUUGCUCAUAGGGAGAAGGUGGUAAACAACUUGUCAAGGUUCGUGUUGAUUGUAUGGGUGUUUGUGGUGUUCAUUCUGAUGCAAAGUUACACUGCAAGCUUAACAUCUAUGCUAACUGUGCAGCAGUUGCAACCGAAAAUUACUGAUGUAAAGGAGUUGAUUAAGAAUGGAUAUUAUGUGGGGUACCAGAAAAAUUCUUUUGUAUUAGGGCUCCUAAAGAGGAUGAACUUGGAUGAGUCCAAGCUCAGGCCCUAUACAUCAAGUGAAUAUGAUGAGGCCUUGUCCAAAGGAAGUCAAAAUGGUGGUGUUGCUGCUAUUGUGGAUGAAAUUCCUUAUAUCAAACUCUUCCUUGCAAAGUAUUGUUCUAAGUACACCAUUGUUGGACCCACAUACAAGACUGAUGGGUUUGGCUUUGCUUUCCCAGUGGGCUCCCCUUUAGUUUCCUAUGUAUCCAGAGCAAUCUUGAAUCUAACAGAAGGAAACAACAUGGAUAUGGUUGAGCAGAAGUGGUUUCAAACCACCUGUGAUGACCAAAGUACAACAGUCUCUUCAAACAGUCUUAGCCUCAGUAGCUUUUGGGGCCUCUUUCUCAUCACAGGUGUUUCUUCGGCAUCGUCACUCUUCAUAUUCUUAAUUUCCUUCAUUUACAAGCAUCGAAAUAUUUCAUCAAAUAUAGGUUCAGGAAAUUCCUUUUGGCGAAGAUUGGUCACCUUGGCAAAAUACUUUGAUCAGAAAGAUCUCUCACAGAUCACAGGAUCCAUGGAUCAACAGAAAAUGGAAAUUAGAAUCGUUGAAGAUUUAUCAAAUUUUGAUGGUUCACAGAUGCCUUCAAGCAUUUCAAUCCAGACUUCUCAAGACAGUGUUCUAGAAGGAGAGGUAGAAGGAGACCUCUCUGCAUAG